GUUCCUUGGUCUUGCUACAGGAUGAGCUCUAGUUCGUCUUCCUCUCCCGACCCCGGCAUCGAUGCGGUCGGCGCCGACGAUGUUAAUAAAGCAACUUCAAGACCGUCCGGGUCUGGCAUUAAGCUUGUUCUACCGCCGCUGAAGGCUGUUAAACCUCUGAAAAGGGGAAAGAAAUCCAAGGGGUCGACGUUCGUUCAGGAUGAAGGGGUUAGAAAGGCUCCAAGACCGGUCAAACUCAAGCCUUUGAAGGAGGUGUUGGCUAAGCUGAUUGCUCAGAUUAAGAAAAAGGACGACUACGCGUUCUUCCUGCGUCCAGUCGAUGAAGUCCAAGUACCUAAUUACAGAGAUGUGAUUAAGCAGCCGAUGGACUUCGGUACCAUGACCGAGAAAGUCAACAAAGGCAGAUAUCGUUCACUCGACGAAUUUUCUAACGAUUUUCAUCUCGUUACGAACAAUGCGAAAACGUUCAAUCCCCCGGGGACAAUCCACCACAUCGAAGCUGCUCGCAUCGAAGCAUGGGGAGAGCAGCACAUCGAGAAGGCCCGCCUUUCAGUGAUCGAACACGAAGCAGACUGGAAUAUCGACAUCGAGCGGGAGGAUUCUGUGCAUCCCGUAGGUGAUGAGGACAGAGGUACGCCCAUGGAUAUUGACGGUACAGCCACGAACGCCCCGUCACCGUCGGUGACCUCUGCCGCCGCAACACCAGCCCCGUCACGACGCAGGCGGAAGGUACCUCAAGCUCCAGGUACUAUUUCUGAGAGCAUUGACGAAGAAGGUAGGCUGCCUGGUUCGAAAGACGGACUUGGAGCGUUCCCAUAUGGGAGUGACUGGGCUGCUUUGAUGCUGAGCCUUAAAUUGAAGGGUAAGAAGAAGCGGACGAAGAAAGAGCGCCUAAGGCUGGAGAAAGGCGGACCACCGUUUGCUGCUGACGGGAGCUUAGACUAUGUUGAGAUGGACGAACCGUUCUCUGCCUUAUCCGUAUUCGCCCCGGAGCCACUCGAGGUUCCCCGAUUAAUGCCUUUGUAUUCGUCGCCGGCCACUUCAGACUCCACGCAUGUGCCGUACGUAGCUCCCGUCAAUCUGCCGCUGGAGAAACCCAUGCCGUCGAUCGACCCGUCACUUCUCACCCCUCCGGUCCCGCCCAGACGACGGCACUGGACGGUCAACCGCAAUGCAUACAGUCGUGGGAGGGGUAAAGAACGUGAGGAGGACGAUACAAAUUCCGCCCCAGGCCCGGAACCUAGAGAAGCUCACGCACUGGACUACGGUUCGUUCUCAGUGCUACUCGGGAAGCUAGAGGAAGAGAUGCGGACCAGGGGCACUGGUGGAUAUUCCACCGCUGUCUUGAACUCUGAACAGAAAGUAAAAGGUGCUAUACACUCCAGCCUGCAGGCGUCCAGCAGCUCUCCGGUCACCAAUGGAAGUGUGCCAGACGGAUGGAAUGGAGAUGAUUAUUGGGAUAGAAGUAAAGCUGCCGAGGCCCAGGAAAUCCUCCGGGCUAUUGUCUACGGGGGCGUUGAAGGGCUGGCUUAUCUGAGGAGUGUAGCUGAAUUCGUAACAUCUACAACGAGUCAAGCCGAGAGACCUUCCGUGUCUUCGGAGUCUGCUCUAGGCAUGCCUCUGGCGGCGUACGUCGAGAAGCAUAUCAUUGACCCUCUCACUGGUGGGCGACACCGCCUUCUCAGCGAGACGGUCUCUCGGCUGUCAAAUCCCAAAGCAUCCGUGUCCUCCGAGGUUGCGCAGCAGGUCCCUCGAUCUGUCAAUGUCUAUCCGCACGCCAGUCGAGCACUCUCUCUCCUCCGCUCCGUCGUAUCAUAUCCCAUCGAUAUGGCCUCUCUAAUCCGGUCUCCGAAUGAGUUAUUCGUCGCAGAGUCGGAGUGGGUCGGUGCUAAUUACAGGGAAAAGUUAUUGCAGAAAGAAGAGGAUGAGAAGGAGAAAAAAUUGGUGGAAGAACCGGGGAGGAAUGCGGCAGAAUAUCUCGCUUUUGCCAUCAAAAAUCAUCAGGAGGCAACCAUCUCGACAAGCGAUGCAUUGCCUGCGUCGGAAGGACCAGAGGUCUAUCAGUAUGCUCUCGAUUCCGUGACUAGCUUAUUCGACGAGCUAGAGCAAAGAAGAAAGGAGACAGGUUCAGUGAGUCUCGGACAGGAUGGAACGGAGGACCCUGUGGCGAGGAAGGUUAGGCUGAGCUUACUGGCGUUGGCGAAGCGGGCGCCCCUAGACAAGAUCGCAAAGUUACCUCCGGAAUUGGUGCCUGCGCACCUUCGACAUGUCGUCCCAACAUUGGGUGCCUGAUCUGUAUUGCAUUAAUAUUGUAUUGUAUGUAGAAUAGUUCGUUGUAGUUCUAUUUCUCGG
Molecule: messenger RNA, 2352 nt
Organism: Gloeophyllum trabeum ATCC 11539
Lineage: Eukaryota; Fungi; Basidiomycota; Agaricomycetes; Gloeophyllales; Gloeophyllaceae
Exons: 6
Coding region: 22-2292 (756 amino acids)
Biological process (GO): regulation of transcription by RNA polymerase II
Cellular component (GO): nucleus
Source: RefSeq, a predicted model, not a curated record